This is a messenger RNA of Nymphaea colorata (pocket water lily), 2748 nucleotides long. Its product is annotated as RING-H2 finger protein ATL43-like. NCBI's taxonomy places the organism in Eukaryota, Viridiplantae, Streptophyta, Magnoliopsida, Nymphaeales, Nymphaeaceae. The record is from RefSeq and is a predicted model, not a curated record. Bases 747 to 2252 code for a protein of 501 amino acids. The transcript has a single exon.
CGUGAAAUUGAAUGAACCGAUCCAGCUUCGUGGUUGAAGUUAGAUCUUGAACUCAUUGGUCUAGCAAUUAAAAUGUUUCUAUCCCUCGUCAUCGGAAACGGACACCGUCAUUUCAAAUAAAUACGGGGUCCAUGAUUAGAAGAUGAUCUAUGGAUGGGAGGUAAGAAGGUGAAAUCGGAGUGGCGUUAUGGGAUGCGAGCAUCACUUGCCACUUGAGACUGGAGGGGACGAGAGAGAGAGGGUCUUGUUCUCCAAACUAACUGAAAAGAGGAAGAAAAGAAACGAAAGGUCGCUGGAGAGGAGAGAAAGGCAGCUAACUGCGACGCUGAAGAAGCCUUUCCUCUAUCGCGCUCUUCCCAGCAAUCGCUUUCUCCUCUUCUUUUCUCUCUCGAAUUCAAACGCUUCGAGCAGCGAACAAACAGAGAAAGAGGCCUGAAGCCCCAUCUCUUUCUCCCCUUUUACCUUCUUUUUUUGGGAGGUGGGGAAAGGCGAAAGGAAGAUGGAGGGUUGAAUUUCAAGGUUUUGAUCCGAUAGACGGUUCAGAUUCGAAGGGGUUUCCGAGGAAAGCAGGCAGAAAUAUCGGAGUUAAAGUCGCGUUCUUCUGGUUCGGGAUGCAUCCAGGGGUUCUUGCCGGAAUCGGGAUUAAGAACAAGGAGACAAACAGGAAACAGGUGAUGCCUAUCGCUCAGCGAGAGAAGUAGUAAAAAGAAGAUGGUGAUCCAGUGCGCGAGAAGGAGAACAAGAAGAUGAGGACGACGGCUAUUACCUUCCUUCCGCUCUCUGUCCGCUGCAUUCUGCUGGUCGUCGCAGUCAUGCGGUUCGCUGUGGCGGAGGAGACUGCGCCGCCGUCUGUUUCUCCGUCGCGGCCCUCUCCAACAUCACUGCCUCCGCCCGUCGUCCAGUCGAACUUCUCUCCCUUCCGCCCAAGCAUCGCGGUGAUCAUCGGCGUCCUCACGACUAUCUUCUCUGUGACAUUUCUGAUCCUUCUGUACGCGAAGCAUUGCAAGCGGAGUGCUGGGAUCGCCCGCGCCGGGCAUCCGAGCUACGCCUAUGGCGGUGCUCCCUCCUCGUACCGCCGGAACUCUGGCGUCGACAGAAAGGUGAUCGACUCGCUCCCUGUGUUCCGGUUCGCGUCUCUCCGGGGGCCCAAGGACGGGCUUGAGUGCGCCGUCUGCCUAAACCGGUUCGAGCCGGCGGAGAUCCUCCGUCUACUUCCGAAGUGCAAGCACGCGUUCCACGUCGAGUGCGUCGAUACGUGGCUCGAAUCGCACUCCACAUGCCCGCUCUGCCGAUACCGAGUCGACCCGGAGGACGUCCUCCUCAUCAUCGAAGAAGUCCUCGAGCCAGCAGCCGUUCCUCCUCCCCCUCCUCUUCAUCCUCCUCCGAAACAAGAGGUCGACAUCCCCGCCGCCACCGCGCGUGUCUCCGGUCGGCAUUCCUCCGCCGGAGAGAAGUCUACUCGUUCGCACAUCGUUUCAACAGCUGGUUCCUCAUCUCUUUCGCGCGUCUCAGCUGACGGCGGCGUCGGCCGGAAGCGGAUCGUCGAUGCUGUGAGGAGCGUCGGGUGCUUCGAUCGCGGAGGCGGAGCCAUCCGCAAGGACGUGCUCCUCCUCCCCGACGCGGCGGCCUCGGACCGCGAGAGCUUCGAGAGGCGUCUCAGCCACAGGAUCAUCGUCUCCGACUCUUCGGCCCUCGAGGGUCAAAGGAGUGGCAUGAAGCCGUCCGACCUGCUCUUCCUUCGAUCGGAGAUGAUUAUUGACAGCGGCCGGUAUAGCUUCGGUCCGGCCGAUCCGAGUCGAAUAUCUGUCGUAUCAUCGACGGAAAGGCAUCCGGUCCCGGAGGUACGCCUGGACAUUGCGAACGACGUGGUUUCGUCUCGAAACAGCGGCCGACGCAGCGUCAGCCCAUCCGAACUGACUAGAGAACCCGCCGAAUCGGCGGCGGGGGAGCUUCCGAUUCCGGAGGUCGACUUGGAGGUUGUAAAUGACUCUAUUUCGGGUGCGGGCGGUGGCCAAUACCGAUUCGGUCCAUCCGAACCCUGUCCAGGUCCCGAGAAUCUCGUGUCUGCGCCGGAGGGGCGGCAAUCGCCGGAGGCGCGGCUGAAGGUUGCGGUUCCGAAUCGAUUCCUUGACAAAUCGGGCCUGAUUAACAGCCCCAACCCACGGUCAGUGUCUGAGAUCACGGGGUUAGCAAGGUUAUUGGGGCGGCCUUCCGGGGAGAACAAGUGGCAUAACAGGUUCAGCAUCUCGUGAUCCUCGGACCUUCAAGACGGGUCGACCUUUUAUCUGAGCCGAGAAGCUCAUCGGGACCCGGCGGAAGAAGCUCUGUGCUGACGGAGAUCGGACGGCUGAGAAUCGCGGGAGACUCCAUAUCCGUGGUUCUGAGAGCAGCGAAGGGCUGAUGAGUCGGAAUUCGGGUCGGAGCACGAAGCAAGGGAAACGUGAGCGGUGCAAUUUUCUGCGUGCGCGGGGAUCCUGCAAACCUGCAGAGAGAGAGUGGGGGUGGGUGACGUGGAAUAUUUAAUUAUUCGGGGAUUUCUUUUUUUCUUUUAAAAGGAGAAAGGGCAAGAGAAGAUGGUGGGGGGGCGUGGGAUAGGGCGUCGUGAAGCGCCCUGCAUGUCGGGAUCCGGGCCCACCGACGAAGUUUGUCCUGUAUGCGAUCAUGUACGUGAAGUGGUGUCGACGGGUCCCGGAAACCUUUCUAUUUUAAAAUUGAUUUUUAUAAUAUUUUUGUGCGCCUUCCUGUUUU